Humulus lupulus (European hop) is the source of this 681-nucleotide messenger RNA. RefSeq names its product ATP-dependent 6-phosphofructokinase 5, chloroplastic-like. Gene Ontology annotation, cellular component: cytoplasm. Gene Ontology annotation, biological process: glycolytic process; fructose 6-phosphate metabolic process. Gene Ontology annotation, molecular function: 6-phosphofructokinase activity. The transcript is spliced from 6 exons. Lineage: Eukaryota; Viridiplantae; Streptophyta; Magnoliopsida; Rosales; Cannabaceae. The record is from RefSeq and is a predicted model, not a curated record. The coding region runs from base 63 to 512 and encodes 149 amino acids.
AUUCUGUUGGUUUUCCUUAGCUAUUUGCAUAGUAGAGCUUCUCAUUUGCAUCAAGUUUGGACAUGGAAAGAGGAAUCAACAUGCUUUUUGUGCUGGGUGGGAACGGAACUCAUGCUGGGGCAAAUGUAAUUCACAAAGAGUGCUGUAGAAGAGGGGUAAAGGUGGCUGUUGUUGGGGUCCCCAAAACUAUAGACAAUGAUAUUUUGCUGAUGGACAAAACUUUUGGGUUUGACACUGCUGUUGAGGAAGCACAACGAGCCAUUAAUUCAGCUUACAUCGAGGCACAUAGUGCAUACCAUGGUAUAGGAAUUGUAAAGUUGAUGGGUCAUAGCAGUGGAUUUAUUGCUAUGCAUGCAUCCCUGGCUAGUGGAAAAAUCGAUAUAUGCUUGAUACCAGAGGUACCUUUCCAUUUACAUGGUCCUCAUGGUGUUUUGCGGCAUCUGAAAUACCUCAUUGAGACAAAAGGAUCAGCAGUGGUCUGUGUUGCUGAGGGAUCAGGGCAGAAACUGUGAAGCUAUAUGAAACAGUUGGAAUGGGAAAUGGAGAGAACGAGCCAAAGCAAGAGUGAGAGUUGGAGGAUGUUAUAGUAGACAAUACUCUCCAAGUUUCUUGUUAUAGUAACUUUUCAAUAUGUUGAAUAUUUAAGAAUACUUGAAUACUUAAAGAACAUUUUGUUGUUGA